UAAAUCUAAGCCAUCUUCUGUUAGUUCUCAGCUGGAUGUGGUUCAAUUGAGUGCUCAACAAGCUGUUGUACAAUCAAGUGUUUCACAAAAUAUGGCACAAAGGAGUGCGCAGGUGGGUGUUACCCAACUAGUCAACAUGACUCCUUCUACUCAACUAACAGGCCAUUCUAGUCAUAUAUCAUCUACAUCAUCCACUGGCGCUGGCGUCUCAGUAGCCCCAUCGGAAAAACAUGAACCCCCUGUUAAGACUAGCACUGAAACAGUUGCAAAUCAAGAUAUCUCUCCAUCCAAUGUGAUGUUGCACUGUGUGACAUCAUCAACACCACCACUAACCAAGGCUCGACCAGUUAUAGGUGGGAAAGUUACAGCUAAAUUGCCGAAACAUCUUCAGAAACAACUCAAACAGGAAGAGAUCUCAGGAAAUGAAUGGCAGCAUAUGCGAGAAGUGAGCUCAUUCUCAUCUGGAUCUGAUGGUGAAAAGAUAUAUGGUGUUUCCUCGGGAAAAAGUAAACGAGCACAUUUUUCUGAUGAGGCAGAGGAACUGAGUUCUCCCUACCCUUUCCCUACUGAAGAGGAACUAAAAGCUUCAAAGCCCAGGAAAUCUAACUUAAAAUCCACUCCACAGCCUGCCACUGAUCCCCACCAGAGUUCAGAUAAUGACCAAAAUAUCAGUUUGUCAGCAUCUGGCUUCUCCAGUGCAGAAGAAAACAUUGCUGACAAAUCUCCUAGGAAUUCUACUGAGCCUGAUGAGAGAAAGAGUUUCAGUAUGCCUAAACUUGAGGCAGGUCUACAGAAGAUGAAUGUGAUGCAAAAGAAUGAUGAUGCUCUUGUGUUGACAGAUAUGCCCCUCAAUCCAAUCAGCAGGUUCAAUGUACUGGCAGACAUGGUCACUGAGACCCUCACAAAGAAUGACAUCAAUGUAGUAUGGGACAUCCAAGCUAGGAUCUGGCCAUAUAUACGACGUAUGAGUGAUAUUGUGGCAAUCGCCCCCAAGAAGUCAGGGAAAACCGUAGGAUAUAUUGCUCAGGUUUUGACGAAUUUAACCAAUGAUGUGAUGUAUGAGAGAUUAAAGCCAGGAUAUGGGCCCAAGGUCCUUAUUCUGUCAAGCUCUUGGAAGACAGCUCAGUCGAUUUAUGAUGUGUGUCGGGAGAUCAUAAGCCACGACCAGCCUCGUCGUGAUAGUAAAGGGAAACCUGUUAAGAAGCUAGAGACAAUAGUCAUUUAUGGAGGAGGAUCAGAGACCCAUCAAGCGAUCCCUCUGUUGAAUGGUUGUGACAUCCUUAUUGCUACUCCACAUUCACUGCUACGUGUGUUGGAGAAGAAAUAUACCAACUUCGAUAGAGUUUGCCACUUGAUACUUGACGAUGGUGAUAUCCUAACUGGACAGAUGACAGAACAGAUCAAGCUGAUAAUGCGGAAAUACAUGAUGUUGAUGAAAGAACGAUGUAAACAAUCCUUGCCCCAACAAACCAUUGUGAUGUCAUCAAAAUGGACAACAGGAAUCCAGUCGUUUGUGAGAGCAUACACACCAGAGGCUCCCGUUCUGAUAACAUGCAAGUUUGAGGCGGCCAUUUUUGGAGGAGUCAAACAGAUUGUAACUGUUUGCUAUGAAGCCAACCACUUGAACAAAGUGCUAGAACUGUUGGACCAUGGCUUUACCAAGAAAAGGAAAACUGUCAUCUUUACUAGUGAUCCUGAUGAUGCCCAGAAGAUAUAUGAGAUGCUUAAGAGUCAAUGCUACAAUGUUAUCACUGCACAUGAGAUGAUGGUACAACAGGCUAUACUAACCACAGAGGAGAUGUGGCAUGCUACAUAUAAAUCAGGGGACCACCCAAUCUUAGUGUUGACUGAUGAAUGUCAGCAACAGCUGAAGAUCAGAGAUGCCCAAUGUGUUAUACAUUAUGAUAUGGUCAGCAAGCAAAAGUUUGGAACACGGCUAUGGGCAUUAAAAAACAACCUGAACAAUCCCCUUAUUAACCCAGAUGUUAACAUAACGGAUGAGCAACAGUGUAUGUCUUACAUUAUGUUGACUGAGAAAGCUGAGAAGAAAGCCCUCCAUGUGCACAACCUGAUGGGGCGACUCAAAGAACCCAUCCACUCUACCCUUGAGAAACUGGUCUCUAACUAUCUACAGAGUGAGGAUGUUGAUCUCUCCAAGGAUCUCUGUCACUACCUCAAGUCAUUUGGAGAAUGCAGAGAGGGCACAUCUUGUUUAAGCCGCCACAGUAUAUCCCCAAUUCUUGAUCUCCCUGGGAAGUAUACAAGCUCACUCAACCUGCCAUCUAAUGGUGAAGUUAAGCUCAAGAUCACCCAUGUGAAGGACACCAUGUUGUAUUAUGCACGUGUACUAGAGCAUAGACCCUACAACUCGGAGACAAAGACCAUAAAUCUUGGAGCGACAUAUGGUGUACUUGUCCUUGAUAUGAUACAGUACUAUUCAAGCCCAGCCAACAGGGAACCAUUUGGACGUCCAAAGAAAGAUGCAGUGUGUGCUGUACAAGGGAAAGGGAAUGUGUUUUACAGGGUCAAAGUGCUGGACACUCCCAUGCAAGACUUAAAGGGACACAUCCUUCCAUUCAAUGGACAAUAUUUAGAUGAGGGUCGCACUGAAGUCGUCAACCAAUCACAGCUCUAUAAGCUACCAGACAACCUGCUAGAAAUCCCUCCACAGGCUGUCCAAGUCUAUCUGUGUAGAAUCAAGCCUUAUGACAUGGACAUCGCAUGGCCCCUUAAGUCAGUUGUCUAUGUGGACAAGAAGAUCUGUGGAUGUGAAAUGGAUGGGAGAAUUGUGCUCAGUCUGAACAACACACUUUGGUUAGACCCUCUAGUCCACCGUGAAUACCUCCCAACAUUGAAAAUGACAACAAAUGCUUAUGAGUUGAGACGUGAAAUCUUACAGAACAAUCUUGCCAUUGAGAACCCUGACCACAUUAACCUACUGUACAAACAGUGUGAGGGCAGGAUUGAGCUACCUGACACGACACCACCAAAGAAAGAAGAUAGGGCAAAGAUCCCAGAAACUGAAGUCCUACCAGAAGGAGAACAGGACCAUAUUGUCCAGAUUUCUUAUGUGGCCUCACCAGGAUGUUUCUUUGUACACAAGAGGGAGAACAUCCAGAGCCUGAAUGAUCUUACUGACGACAUUAACACACGCAUAGAGGAGGCAAGGAAUCUUAACAUACCCAUCAGCACUGGUAUGCUAUGUAUCGCAAAGUUUGAUGAGGAUGAGGAAAAUGAUGCAGUAGAAGCUGAUCAAGCACAAUGUGAGUGGUAUAGAGGAGUCACAUUAGCAUGUAGGAACAGCAUAGAGUUUGAAGUGUUCUUCCUUGACUAUGGAGAAAGAAGCUGGGUGAAGAAGAAUGACAUUUUGCCCAUACUCGAUGCCCAUAGAGAACUCCCAUUCCAAGCCAUUGAGUGCUGCAUUGCAGAUGUCCAACCAAGAGAUUCAAGUUGGUCUGAAGAGAGUGGUGACUAUUUACACAGUCUUGGUCGACGUGUGAAUACAGAUGAUGAAGAAGAAGCAAUAAACCUGGUUGCUAGACUCACACAGACAUCUACUCCUGAAUUUGCUGGUUGCCUUGGUCACAGUCAGAAGAACCAUAUAGAGUUGAUUGAUACAACAUCAACUAGUGACAUCUAUUUGGGUCAACAGUUGGUCAUUGCAGGACACGCCAUUGGCUCCAAACCUGAGGCUAUACAGGCAUUAUUCCCUGGUGCUACUGAACUGACAGUGUAUGAUGACUACAGAAAGAUACCAAGUCUCUGCAAAGCUAUCUGUGAGGCGGAGGAUGAUAACAUUUGCUUGGAGUUUGCCCGAGAGUUAUUUGAGUUGGUGAGAAGCAGCCAUGUGGAUGAAGUAUGUGACUCAGGAGGCUUAAAGUCAUUGUGUAGUCUGGCUGGAGUACCGAAGUCUGUAGAGACACUGUGCUGCGUGGUUCUUAGUCUCACGUUUUUAGCCAUGAAUAGUCAAAGAAACUGUGACCAAAUUCGCUCAGAUGGUGGAUUAAAGACACUCUGCAACUUACUGUGUAAAUGUGAGGAUCCAAGACUACAGAGUGACGUGGCUAUUACCUUAGAGAAGCUGGCUCUCCACAGUGAACAAAAUCGCAAAGAAAUCAAAGAGUUCCAAGGAGUGAAGACUCUGUGUCGUAUCAUUGGUGAAUCCACAGAUACUAAAGUUAGAAAAACAUGUUCUACAACCCUAGCACAGUUAUGUAAGGGAUCACCAGGGAACUGCAAACUUGUGAAGAGUCUAGGAGGAUUAAAGACAUUAUCAAGUCUCGUUGGAUGUACUGCUGAUCACGAUGCCCUAGUUGCCAUAACAACAGUCUUAGGAGUGCUUGCGGCAAGUUCUUCGAACAAGGAGACCAUCAGGAGAGAAGGAGGUUUAAAGUCUAUGUGCGACAACCUGGAAAACACACCCAGCAUUAAGGUGCAGGCUGCGACAUUAAAAACAUUGAAACAUGUUGUGACCAAGAAUAAAUGGAACAGAGACCUUGCAAUACAGCUGGGAGUGUCCAAGGUCAUUAAUAGGAUCAUAGAGUCACAGGACAAUGAGAAACUUGUCACUUUAUGUGCAGAUCUUCAAAAAAAGAUGGCGCCAGCUGUAUCUCCCACCAAAGGUCACUCUAAACAUAGUGAGCACAACAUCAGGUCAUCCAGUCAGGUUAUCACUGCCAAACCACUUGAAAAGUCUGACCUUAUGUGUCACAUUGAUUUUACAAAAGUUGAUGUCGGAGCAGCAGUUACCCCAAGUGUGCAUUGGUCACAGAACAGAGGAAAGGUUGUUCUCAACAUACAACUCAAGGGGGUUGUCCAUAAACACAUAGAGUUCAAGGAAGACAGAUUCAUAUUCAGAGCGUAUGUGAACAACAAUCUCUACCAGCUGAACCUAGAGCUCUAUGGUGGUCUGAAGCCUGCAGAAUGUAAGGUUUCAGUGCGGGCGAUGGAAAUCCUGGUAGCCAUCUAUAAAUCAACUUUGGGCAGGUGGCCACGACUUUUGAAGACUUCAGAGAGGCAACCCUGGUUGAGUGUGGACUUCUCUCGGUUUGUGGACUCAUCCUCAGAGGACGAAGAAGACUGGAACAGUUCAGAGGAUGAAUUAUCAACAUACCUUGUGUGUAAAAGGCGAUAUACACCAUCCCCAUUUGGCUUAACAAAAGAACCGUCCAAGUACCCCACCGGGCAACCAGCAGGCUUAGACGACACCAGCGAAUCUGAGAGUGAAGAGGAUCGUUUUGAUGAUCAUGAUGAUUAUGACAGAUUCAAUAUAUUUGAUGUAAGAUCCUGA
Molecule: messenger RNA, 5290 nt
Organism: Owenia fusiformis
Lineage: Eukaryota; Metazoa; Annelida; Polychaeta; Sabellida; Oweniidae
Source: the annotation of a GenBank genome assembly